AUGGCGCCGGAGCCGGCGCCCCCUCCAGGGGACAAGAUAAGGAAGCUUGAGCUAACUGGGUUAGAGCUCCAAGCUCGAGAGGAGAAGCUUCUGGAUAUGUGGGCGAGGAAGCUCCGAGAAGAGCUUCAAGCUAGCUCGGCGCCUGUCUUGAUAAAGCUGGAGGGCAGCCUGAUCCAGCCCGGGACCCGCUCCGGAAGGCCGGUGGACCUGGUAGACCAUUUGCUAAUCCGCAAGAACGUGCAGGCUACAGAAGGUCGCGUUGCGUGGGCGACCACAGAUAAAAUCGUCGAGAUGCUCUCAGAGGGGGCCCCGCUCACCAAGCGGGCUGUGCCUCCGGAUAUGGGCCUGGGUCAAGCUAGCGAAGUCCUGGGCUUCGCUACGCUGGUCGGAUGUCCAGGCGAUCAAGCCAGAGGAGCUACGCCUCGAGGAGGGGCGCCUGGCUACGAUACUUCGCAGGACGAAGACUUCGGGGCCAAACCGGAGGAUAAAAGAGCCACCGCUGUGCGUCAGCGAGAUGGCCUUCUUCGAGGACCAAGCCUGGAUAAAGACAGGCUUGACUUGAUAAAGGAGAAGGCUCCUUUUAAGAGGGAUUACCUUCUCCCACGCAUGAGACCGGAUAUGGCUAGCUUCGAGAAGAAGAUGGCCGGCCAUGGAGAUGCAGUGGUGGCAACAGCGGCCGUCUUGUCCAAGAUAGGAUUGCCGUCCAGUGUCCAAGGAUAUUGGACAGAGCACUCCGAGAGAGCGGUUCUGCCUACAGCGCUGGCGAUAUUGGGGGUCACGGACUCCGAGAAGGAUAUCUUGGGUAGGUGGAAACUCGGAUACCUACGUCCGGACGACCGACACACAUCCCUGGACGAGAGAGAGAUUGCGGCCAACUUGAUAGACUGGCUGCAGGAUAGGCGUAAGCUGGGAGAUGAGGCGGCUAGGGCGAUAGUAGAACCCUUGGCCUUUAACUGGAAGCACGGCAUGAUACGUGCUGAUGUUGUGCCUUUGAUAACGGGCGAGUCGGAGCCGAUCCCUGAGGAAGAG
Molecule: messenger RNA, 1029 nt
Organism: Symbiodinium pilosum
Lineage: Eukaryota; Dinophyceae; Suessiales; Symbiodiniaceae
Source: the annotation of a GenBank genome assembly